Molecule: messenger RNA, 1740 nt
Organism: Colletotrichum chrysophilum
Lineage: Eukaryota; Fungi; Ascomycota; Sordariomycetes; Glomerellales; Glomerellaceae
Exons: 5
Coding region: 1-1740 (579 amino acids)
Biological process (GO): transmembrane transport; carbohydrate transport
Cellular component (GO): membrane
Molecular function (GO): carbohydrate:proton symporter activity
Source: RefSeq, a predicted model, not a curated record
AUGGCCGAGAAGCAAGAGAAACAACAACGCUCAGGCGAGAGCGGGAGCCCAAGCCCGUCUUCGUCCGCCGACAGCGGUCGCGUGGUGAACGAGAAGCCCAGGUCUCAGGGAGGCUUUUUUUCCAGGCUUGGCGAUCUUCCCGAGUUAAAGUUUCGCGGCAAGCUUCUCGAGGGCCAGACUCUGAACUGGUGCAUUGGCUUCAUAGCGAGUUGCGGGUUUCUGAUGUUCGGCUAUGACCAGGGCGUAUUGAGCUCCCUCCUCACCCUGGAUGAUUUUCAGAAGAGUAUCGUGUUGAUGACUCCACUGGAAAAGUCGAAUCCCCUGUGCUGGCUUGAUUAUCCCGAAAGCACGCAGCGUGAUUACAGCCAAUGCACUGGAGACCCCAACACACAGGCUGCUGCCGUGGCUGUCUAUCAGAUCGGAUGUUUCCUGGGCGCGCUUCUCAUUCUCUUCAAAGGAGAGACGUGGGGUCGCAAGUCUUCUACUUUCUGGGGCAGCGCCAUCAUGGUCAUCAGUACCGUCAUGCAAGCCGGCUCUCACGAGUACAAUUCCCACAUGGCAAUCCGACGUGGAUUUCUCAUCACCCUUUCCGGAGCUCUCAUCUCUGGAGGCAUUAUGAUUGCUUACUGGGUUGACUAUGGCUUUUACUUCCUUGAGGGAUCGAUUCGCUGGCGAUUUCCGAUCGCUUUCCAGUCAUUCUUCACUAUCAUCGUGAUGAUUGGUCUUCUCUAUCUCCCCGAUUCACCCCGAUGGCUCGCGAUGAAGGGCCGCACCGAAGAAGCCCGUGCGGUCACGGCGCGUCUUCUCGGCAAGCCUAUUGAUCAUGAGGAUGUCACCACGGAAGUCAAGGCAAUCAAGGAGGCACUUGAAGUCCAAAGUCAGGGCGGUGGCUUCCAGUACAAGGAGCUCCUCACUAACGGACCGUCUCAAAACCUUCGUCGAACGCUACUCGGAAUCGCCGCGCAAUUCUUCCAACAGAUUUGCGGUAUCAACCUCAUCACUUACUACGCUGGCUUCCUUUUUGAGAAUUCUCUUGGGUUUGGCCCCGAACUGUCGCGGCUUCUCGCAGCUGCAAACGGCACUGAGUAUUUCCUGGCGUCGCUCGUUGCAUUGCCCCUCAUCGAGAGGACUGGUCGACGGAAGCUCAUGCUCUUCGGUGCCUUUGGCAUGAUGGCAUCCAUGGCUAUCCUGGCGGGUACCGUCUCUACAGGUACUGUCGCAGACAACGGGGCUCCUAACCUCGAGACCCGCUACGGUGUAACGGCCACCGUCUUCCUCUUUGUCUUCAACUCUUUCUUCGCAAUUGGCUGGCUCGGCAUGACCUGGCUGUACCCUGCCGAAAUCACCAACCUUCGCAUUCGCAUCCAAGCCAACGCCCUGUCGACCUGCUCCAACUGGCUUUCCAACUUCCUCAUCGUCAUGAUUACCCCUCCAGCCUUUGCCAACUUGGGAUACAAGACAUAUGUCAUGUUUGCCGUCUUCAACGCGGCCAUCAUUCCGUGCGUCUGGCUAUUUUUCCCUGAGCCCAAAGGCCGGAGUUUGGAGGAGUUGGAUGUUAUCUUUGCCAGCGCGCACGCUGAUGGCGCCAACCCUGUCAAGCGUGCGAAGGAAAUGCGACACAUUGAGGGUAACGAGCUUGAAGGCGAGCUUGACAAGUAUUUUGGUUCCAGUGAGCAGGUUGAAGAUGCUCGUCCCAUGACGCGCCCGAUGACUGGGCACAGUCAUCACACAAGGCAUUGA